Jaculus jaculus (lesser Egyptian jerboa) is the source of this 435-nucleotide messenger RNA. RefSeq names its product prostate and testis expressed 1 (gene Pate1). NCBI's taxonomy places the organism in Eukaryota, Metazoa, Chordata, Mammalia, Rodentia, Dipodidae. Bases 1 to 435 code for a protein of 144 amino acids. The transcript is spliced from 3 exons. The record is from RefSeq and is a predicted model, not a curated record.
AUGCCUUUCGAUGACUUCCACAGUGUCCCCACCCCUAACUCUUCCCAAGGAAGCCCAGCCUUACAAGAGUAUAAAAAGGACUUUAAAGCUUCCUGCCCUAAUCUGAAACCCUCUGCUUCCACCAUGGGAAAGUCCCUCCUGAUGUCUCUCAUCAUCCUGUCCUGCUACUUGACAGUUAUGGACAUUGUCCAAUGUAGGACAUGUCACCUCCAGUUCCCUGGAGAAAAGUGCCAUCUAGGAAGAGGUGUAUGCACUGCAUCACAAGAUGAGGCCUGCGUGGUUGGAAGGAUUUUCAAAAGGGACGGCACCCCAUGGUUAAUGUUCAUGGACUGCCUGAGGAAUUGUGCUAAUGUGAUGAAAGUGAGGUGGGGUGUCUACUUAGUGAACUUCAUCUGCUGUCGGGGUUCUGACCUGUGCAAUGAAAAAAUGAUGUAG